Messenger RNA from Entelurus aequoreus (snake pipefish), 7665 nucleotides. Its product is annotated as histone-lysine N-methyltransferase SETD1B-A-like. Gene Ontology annotation, molecular function: histone H3K4 methyltransferase activity; protein binding; RNA binding. The coding region runs from base 1121 to 6382 and encodes 1753 amino acids. Gene Ontology annotation, cellular component: Set1C/COMPASS complex. The transcript is spliced from 20 exons. The record is from RefSeq and is a predicted model, not a curated record. NCBI's taxonomy places the organism in Eukaryota, Metazoa, Chordata, Actinopteri, Syngnathiformes, Syngnathidae.
AAACUUCGAGAAUGAAGACUUUCCCCUCCCCCCCACCCCUCGUUGUCGUCGAAGAGGCGCUCUCGAAUGAGAGCAAGGGAGAGAGAGAGAAAGAAGACCUCACCCAGUUAUGGCGCAGCAACACUUAUUUGAAGCUCUGUCUUUUGUGUGUGUGACGAGAAGCCAUUUUGAGAGCCUGCAGAACUCUUUUAAACACAAAAACAUACGCCAACUGAUGGCUUUUGGACAAAACGUGGAGGGGAAGCAGUGAAUAGUACCAAGAUUUCUCCCCCAAAUCCCCUAAAACUCACAUUUAAAGGCUCGGAUUACAUAUUUUGAAUACCACUGGGGGAGAGAGAGAAGCUUUGCAUAUUGCCCCAAAAACAGAUGAUGGUGGUUGAAGAUCCUGGCUGAGAGGAUGACCUCCCCAAUCCCUUAUUAGUGACAUUAUUAGAGGAUCCCAAAGAUGGAAGAUGGAAUACUGUCCCCUAUGCAUUUUAAGGCCUGUUUUACUGCAUUUCACCAAAGUACUGAGGUAAAUAUUUAGCUAUUGUCCCUUUUUUUUUGGCUUUGGAAGGUUUCUACUUCUACAUGGAACCCCCCCACGACUUAGACAUGUUUGGGAAAUUAAAUCUGACCUUGAAGUGAGUUCACGUCGACUACAAUUUGGUUCUUUAUAAAUGGCAACCCAAAUCCGGCACCCAGAACUGUUCUCUCUGGAAAAAUCCAUCAGCUUUCUGUUAUGGGAGAAGAUGUUCAAAAAGCCAUUAUUCAAAGCAUCAAAUGCAAGGGAAUAUAAGGAGAGUAUUUUUCAAAUUAUGACAGGCCACCAAUAUAUGUUGUAUUUAUUAGCAUAGCUUAGUUGAUACAUUGACAAAAAAGUUUAAUAAACAACUGCAUGCUGCAAAUAUUAUAGAAGAGUUGGACUUACUCAUUGCUACUCAUACAAGGCCCAUAGGUGUAAAACUGACUUACACUUAAACAUACAACUGUGUUUUUUUUUACCCUCAUUUCCUCAAAAGAGCUGUUUAUUCACAUUUUCAUUUUUUUCCCCUCUCUUUUCAAAUAGUAUUGUAUAUGGGUGUGCCCGUGACCAAGUUAGGACAAAGAUGGAUUCCAGGCAGAGGAAAAAAGGCUCAAAAUGUCACAGGCGCUGGCCAACGGCACCGACAGUCACCCGGUGUGCGGCUCGGCGGAGAAGCGGAGUCACCAGUGGAGAAGUUACAAGUUGAUCAUCGACCCGGCGCUCAGGAAGGGAUCGCACAAGCUCUACCGCUACGAUGGACACACGUUCAGCAUGCCCAACCCGGGGAUGCCACCAGUGGACAUUGUACGAGACCCCAGAAUCGGACGUUUGUGGACAAAGUACAAAGAAACCGACCUACCGGUGCCCAAAUUUAAGAUCGACGAGUGCUACAUCGGCCCUGUGCCCCCGAAGGAGGUGACAUUCGCCCGCCUAAAUGACAACAUCCGGGAGGGCUUCCUCAGCGACAUGUGCAAGAAGUUUGGCGAAAUCGAGGAGGUGGAGAUCCUCUACAACCCCAAGAACAAGAAGCACUUGGGCAUCGCCAAAGUGGUUUUUGAGAACGUCAAAGCCGCCAAAGUGGCCGUGCAGUCGCUGCACAACACGUCUGUGAUGGGCACCAUCAUCCACGUGGAGCUCGACCCCAAAGGUGAGAAUCGCCUCAGGUACUUUCAGCUCCUGAUGAAUGGCAGCUACACUCCGCGGACUCUGCCUGUCGGCGCGGAGGAAGCCUUGGAAGUCUCUCCUCGAAGCCUGGCGGAAGCCUUACUGGCAUGCAAGCCAAUCGGUAGGUUAUCCGAAAGCAGCCAAUCUACGGCAUCAGGACCAGCGCCGCCCAGCAGCAGUUCCACCACGCCGCUGUCUCUGGAGACGGGCUACUCCAGCCUAAGGCAGGACACGCCCCAGUCGCAGGGGACGCCGCGCCAGGCAGGCACGCCCUUCUCUCAAGACUCCAGCUACUCCAGUCGCCAGUCCACACCCUCCUACCAGUCCAGCCGUACGGAGAGUUCCGGCAGCUACAAGUCCCGAAGACAUGAGAGCAAAUUCCAGGAUGCGUACAACCGCCGACCGGAGAGGCCUCAGUAUCGUAGCAACAUGUACAGGAGCUCGACAUCGGAGCAAUCGCCUUUUAAACAGCAGCACCUCACACCGCCGGAGCCACCGCCUACAACCCCAUCUUUCACGUACACACCGCCUCCCCCUGCUACCUCAAACUUCAAGUCGGCUUUCUCGCCCUACCAGGCUCCCAUGCCACCCGCUUUCCCACCAUCAGAACCCGCAUUUCAUCACCCAGCCCAAAGGGAGAGUGAGUACCACAGACCCCCACAGCCGCCCCUGGUAGCACCCACAGACUUUCUUCCUGUGAAGGAUAGACCGGAAACGCCUCCCAUUCCAGAACCCCCGCCCGAACCCGGACCCCAACCAAACACGCCACCCCCUCGAACGCCCGAACACUGCCCCUCACCUGGUUCCCCGGCCCCGGACGCAGAGCGCAACAGCCUGGACUCGCGCAUCGAGAUGCUCCUCAAGGAAAAAAGGACUAAACUGCUGCCCUUCCUGGCAGAGCAGAUCUCGGACACUGAGGUGCGAAUGGAGGGAAGUCCCAUUUCCUCCUCGUCCUCGCAGCUCUCCCCCAUUCCCCCGUACACGGGUGGAACGCAAAACUCCCGUCCCUGUAGCACAGGCUUGGAGGACAUCAGUCCGACCCCGCUGCCCGAUUCGGACGAGGACGAGCCGAUUCCCGGUACCGCUUCCCUGGUGAAGAGAAUCGUCUCUCCUGUCCACGAGAAAAUGAACAGUGAGGUGAAAGAUGAACAUCCUCAAGGCCAUGCGGAAACAGAAAAAAUGGACACGAGUCAUCAGUCGUCAGGAGAAGACAUGGAGAUCUCGGAUGACGAGAUGCCCGGCACGCCAAUCAGCGGCGGCGACUGUAGCAAAGGCAUCGUCGUAAACUCCGCCGUGUCCCCCCUCCAGACCCUAGCCAUCCAUCCCGCCGGAUAUCCCCACCUGGCGGGCUUCGCCAUCCCCCAUCACCUAGCCCACACGACCCUGCCGGGGCACCACCUGGCUGCUCACCCCGGCGUGCACCCGCACAUGCUGCCACAUAUGGCUCACUACCCGCCCGGCAUGAUUCCGCUGGUGCAAAUGGAGCUGAUGAACUGUCUGCGGUGGGAACAGUGGAGCACGGUCCCCAUGUCUUUUCAAAUGCAGCAGCAGAUGCUGAGUCGCAUGGCUCAGACUCGAGGCCCUUAUCAUUAUCCGCAUUUUGUGGAUAGCGCGGCGUUUGCCGGACCCUAUCCACAUUUGUCCAUGGGUGCUGCUGCGCAUGGAAGUGCAACGGGGGCGCCCGGGCAGCAGUGGCAGCAUCCCAGUAUGCCCAAGUUCAACCCAACCGUCCCUCCUCCUGGUUAUGAGACUAAAAAGGAGGAUCCCCACAAAGCCACCAUCGAAGGUGUCCUCCAGGUCAUUGUCAAAGAACUGAAAGCCAUCAUGAAGCGAGACCUUAACCGUAAAAUGGUAGAGGUGGUGGCUUUUCGAGCGUUUGAUGAAUGGUGGGAGAAGAAGGAACACUCCGCAAAGGCAUCCUUGACUCCAAUCAAAGGUGCUGAGGGGAAGGAAGAAGAAAGACCUAAGCCUAAAGAGACCAUAGGUUCAAGCCUGCUCGAGAACUGGAACAAGGGCGAGGUGCUCGGCUACGAGGGAAUGGGCCUGGGAAUCGGGUUGCGAGGAGCCAUCCGGUUGCCGUCCUUCAAGGUCAAAAGGAAGGACCCACCUGAAGCUGUCAACGCGGGUGAGAACAAACGAGCGCGACCCUCCACUCCAUUGGAAGACGAGCUGGAGGAUGAGGACCGCGAGAGAGACCCGGCAGAGCUCCCCUUGGACAACUCCAAAAUGUGCCCCGACGGUAUCGCCGCCAAGCGAAGACAUUCCCGCCCGCUGGAGCUUGACAGCGAGGGCGAGGAGGAGGUGGACACCUCUGGGAAAGAGGAGGAGUCACUGGGCGACCGAGAGGAGGAGCCUGACGAAAGAGAGCCCGCUGACCGGCUGUCACCAAGCAAAAGCGGCGAAGACGGUGGCAGAGAAUCGUCCAGUGAGAGUGCAUCGUCAGAUUCCUCAGAUGCCGAGUCCGCAAGUUCAGUGUCAUCCAAAAGCAGCUCAGACUCCUCGUCGGCAAGUUCGGACUCCUCCGAGGAUGAGUUGAGCUCGGAAGAAGAGGACUCGGAGGUGGAAAAGGAUGAUGAGGGGAAAGUGUCCAAGACCUCUUCGUCCUCGUCCUCGUCUUCAUCGUCGUCUUCUGACGAGGAAGAAAAAAAGGAGUUGGACUCCAAGCCGCUGAGUCCUCCUGAGGAGGCGACCGCAAACGCUAUGGAGGAGAUAAGCUGCAAACUUAAACGUAGACCUCCAAGUCCUAAAGACGAGGUACCAGGGGACCUGAAGCCACCUUCUCCUAAAGGUGUUCCGGUCAAAGAGGAAACCGUGAAGUAUGAACCUGAGGAGACGCUCCGGCCUUCCACGCCAGCAGGUGCCCUGCCUGACAGUGACCAGGAGAGCAAACCCAAAGGUAAAGCAGAGCCUGAGGAGGUUGCCAUUCAGCCGGGCCGAUUAGCCCCGUCCCAACCUGAUUCCAAAACAGCCGCACCCAGGUCCGCCUCCGCCUCUUUAAUGCACCUACCUCUCCCGCCUCACCCGACAGUAGAAGGUCGCUCGCUCCUCCACCCGCCCUCCGCUCCUCUGCCAGACCUCUCUCAACGGGCCCGACUCCCCACGGACGAGGACAUUCCCCGGACGCCGGGCAGGGACCUGAUGGAGCGGGCCAGGAGUCUGGGCAAGUCCCAGAGCACGGACACGGUGCCCAACACCCCAGGUAGUGACGCCCCGCUGACGGGGAGCAGCCUAAUGCUCAGCUCCCCUCACAUUCCUGGCAGUCCCUUUUCCUACCCUGCACAGUCUCCUGUCCUUAGCGCCGGAGUCCCUCGCACUCCUGGUAAAGACUUAACUUUCACCCCUGUCUUCCCCGACCCCUCUGCGCUUCCUUUUAAUCGGAAGAUCUCCUCUGAGAGCCUGGACGAUAGGCCUCAAUUUAAGGAGCCGCCCAUCAGCCUCUUACCUAACCAAGCCUUAUCAACAGGUACCGAGCAUGCAGCCAGCCUAUCGGCGGAGCCUCCAGCCGGCCUCACAGGGGAGGAUUCCGACGUGUUCGACAGCAUCUCGUCCAAGCGUAAACCCGGACGACCCAAAGGAAAAAAGAUACCCACUGCGGCCGUGGACGUCGCCAUGCAGGACAUGUCCUCCAAAUCCCCCUAUGACCCGAGUCCGGACUUCAGCACGAGAGAGCCUCAGACGCUGCUGCCUGAAGCCGAAGACGGCUUCCACUCCUACGAGGAGGACCUCCCCGUGCCCAUGAAGCCCGCCAGGAGGGCGCGGCGCAACUGGGAGGAGCUGUUGCUCGACAGCCUGUCGCCCGUCACCACGCCGACACGCUCGUACUUCUCACGGCGCAGCGACUUCGAGGAGAUGACCAUCUUGUACGACAUCUGGAACGGCGGCAUCGACGAGGAGGACGUCCGGCUGCUGCAGGUCACGUACGACAAGAUGCUGCAGCAGGAUAACGGCAACGACUGGCUCAACGACACACUCUGGGUCAACCAUCCUUCCACCAACAUCCCCCGCAUUAAGAAAAAGAGGCGAGACGACGGCAUGAGGGAUCACAUGACGGGCUGCGCCAGAAGCGAGGGAUACUACAAGAUCGACAAGAAGGACAAGAUCAAGUACCUUCAGAGCACGCGGCUGCAGUCGGACGAGCCGCCCAUGGACACACAGGGUAUGAGCAUCCCCGCACAAGUGCACGUCUCCACCAGGGCGGGCUCGGAGCGGCGGUCCGAACAGCGGCGCCUGUUGUCGUCUUUCGCGUGCGACAGUGACCUGCUGAAGUUCAACCAGCUGAAGUUCCGUAAGAAGAAGAUCCGAUUCUGUAGGUCGCACAUCCACGACUGGGGUCUGUUCGCUUUGGAGCCCAUCGCCGCAGACGAGAUGGUCAUAGAAUACGUGGGACAAAACAUCCGACAGGUGAUUGCGGACAUGCGUGAGAAACGCUACGAGGAGGAGGGCAUCGGCAGCAGCUACAUGUUCAGCGUGGACCACGACACCAUCAUCGAUGCCACCAAGUGUGGCAACUUCGCCCGCUUCAUCAACCACAGCUGCAACCCUAACUGUUACGCCAAGGUCAUCACGGUGGAAUCGCAGAAGAAGAUCGUGAUCUAUUCGAGGCAGCCCAUCAACGUGAGCGAGGAGAUCACGUACGACUACAAGUUCCCCAUCGAGGACGAGAAGAUCCCCUGCCUGUGUGGUGCCGAGAACUGCCGGGGGACGCUCAAUUAAGUCCACUUUUUACUGCACUCGUCACAUGUUGAUUGUUUACGAUUUAUGGUGCUGUUCAAUCGACACGUCUGGGUUUUUUCCCCCCCUCGUUUUCUUUCCACGUCUCCCACAAUGCGCAGUAUUGCAGCUCUGCCACUUCUGCGACAUAUUCAGCUGCUCACAAAGACACGAACGUGGUAAAUGGUUCUGUCUGGUACAAUACAUCCCACGGAUCAAGUAGAAUGACCACCCUUCAUGUGGAUCAGGAUUGAAACAUUUGUCGCACCAAAUUUCACGACUUUUGCUAAAUGAUGGCAAAAAAAAAGACAAAAAUCCAACAACUAUCACUUCAUGUAUUGGUGAAGAAGUGAUGCAUUUUAUGCAAUAAUGGUGUUCUCAAGAGUAUUGGUCCCAUUAGUGUUCCAAAAUGUGCAAUUCAGCGCCCCCUCUAGGCUCAAGUGCACAAGCAAUCAUGUUGAAAUCUAAAACAAAAAAAAACAUUUUAAGCAUGAAGUGUUUGUAAGCUGACUUCAUAUUGUAUUAUUACUACUCAGUGUUUCAAAACAAAUAAUAAUGAAUGCACUUCCGCUUUAUCGCCCCCUGCAGACCACGUUUGACAUUACUUUUCAUCUGGUUGCUUUAACAAUGGAAUUGUUUUUUUUCUAUCUAGUGAUGUGUAUAUUGUAUACUUGUACAGAAGAUCUGCAAGCUUUUUUUUUUUUUUUUACAUCAUGGGGUCACACUUCAAGAUUUAUUUUCUAGAAAAAGACUGAAUAUGAGGAAAAAAAAAACAUCAGGGAAUCUGUAAAAGAAAUGAUUUUAUUUAAAGUAAUGGAAAAUAAGAAAAAGAGGAAAGACAGAAGGUCCACUGUGUACAGGAAGUUUCCAUCUCCACCUUUUGGAAAGAUUGUUUCUUGUAGAAACGUCUUCUCUUCAUUUCCCGUCUUGCUUUGUAAUUCUCUCUAAGGUGUGUACAUAAGCUAACUGUGAAUAUUAUAUAAAUCUAUAUAUUUUUGUUCCCCAGGGAUUUGCUACACACAUCAAGAGCUCCGAGAGCUGUGUAAACCGUGUGAUUGCGAGCGGUGAGCUUGUAGCAGGACAUUUUUUAGCUUGUGUCAAGCUUUUGUUUUGUUUGUUUUUUAUUGUAAAUUCUAUGAAAAAAGUUGUUUUGUGGUGUGGAGAGAAAGUAAAAGUGCAGAAUCGGCAUAGGAAGCGGACUGAACAAUCAGCCUGCUUCUCUUUGUCUAUUUAUUACAUGACAGAUGUAUGAAAAUGUUCAACAUGGAAAUAAAGCAGUUUUGCAU